GUUUCUUUCAAUCUUUAUAUCUUCUCUUUAUUUAAUAUGACUGCUGAAAAGCUGAACAUUCUCCUCGUCGGUGCUGGGGGUCGUGAGCAUGCUAUUGCUUGGAAACUCGCUCAGUCUACACGAGUACAACACAUUUUUGUCGCUCCUGGUAACGGAGGUACGCUUGGAUCUAAAAUCACCAACGUGAAUAUCGGUGUUUCUGAUUUUCCCAAAUUAAUCGAAUUCGCUCUUGCCAAUAAGAUCGAUCUUGUCAUUCCUGGUCCCGAACAACCCAUUGUGGAAGGUAUCCAAGGUGAAUUCAAAAAAGUGGGUAUUCCUUGUUUCGGCCCUUCUCCCAAAGCUGCUCAAAUGGAAGGCUCCAAAGCCUUUUCCAAAGAUUUCAUGAAGAAGCAUCGUAUCCCUACCGCCGCCUACGAGAACUUUACCGAUUAUGAAAAAGCCAAAGCAUAUAUCCAAUCUGUCAACCACAAACUCGUCUUAAAGGCUUCUGGUUUAGCUGCUGGUAAAGGUGUUCUUAUGCCUCAAACUCAACAGGAAGCACUUGACGCUCUCCAUGCCAUCAUGGUCACCAAGGAGUUUGGCGAUGCCGGUAACGAAGUCGUUAUUGAAGAAUGUUUAGAAGGUGAGGAGUUAUCGUUUUUGGCUUUUGCUGAUGGAUACACUAUUAUUCCUUUGCCUCCUGCACAAGACCAUAAGCGUGCCUCUGACGGCGAUGUUGGACCUAACACUGGCGGUAUGGGAUGCUAUGCUCCUACACCCAUUGGUACUCCCGAACUGAUUGAGCAAGUGAAGCGUACGAUUUUGCAACCUACAUUGGAUGGUAUGCGUCGUGAUGGUUUCCCCUUUGUUGGUAUGUUGUUUACUGGUAUUAUGUUGACGGCUUCUGGACCCAAGGUGUUGGAAUAUAAUGUCAGAUUUGGUGAUCCCGAGACCGAAGUGGUGUUGCCUCUUUUAUCAGAUGAUUCUGAUUUAGCAGAAAUCUUGAUGGCUUGUGUAGAAGGUCGUCUUGAUUCUGUAGCCAUUACGGUGAAGAAGGCUUUUGCUGCUACUGUGGUCAUUGCUUCUGGAGGUUACCCCGGUUCAUAUACCAAGGGAAAGGCCAUUACGCUUCCCCAAGAGUCCAAUGAUGUCAUGAUUUUCCAUGCUGGUACCAGUGUAAAGGAAAACCAACUUGUGACAGAUGGUGGUCGUGUACUUGCAGUUUCUGCCGUUGCUAAUACUUUACGCGAAGCUGUGGAUAAGGCGUAUGUUGGCGUGAAAUCUAUCCAAUUCGAUGGCAUGUAUUAUCGUAACGACAUUGCCCAUCGUGCAUUCAAGUAUGCUGAUGAAAAGAAGACGGGACUUUCUUACGCCGAUGCCGGUGUAUCUAUUGAUGCUGGUAAUUUACUUGUACAACAAAUCAAGCCUCUUGUGAAAUCCACGAAACGUGUAGGCGCUGAUUCUGAUAUUGGAGGAUUUGGUGGUAUCUUUGAUUUGAAAGCUGCUGGAUUCCGUGAUCCUAUUCUUGUGUCUGCUACCGACGGUAUUGGAACCAAGCUCAAGAUUGCUCAAGAUUGUCAAAUUCAUGAUACCGUGGGUAUUGAUUUGGUCGCGAUGAAUGUAAAUGAUUUAAUUGUUCAAGGAGCUGAGCCUUUAUUCUUUUUGGAUUAUUUCGCGUGUGGUAAAUUGGAAGUUGACGUCGGUAAAGAUUUUGUCGCUGGUGUGGUGGAAGGAUGUCUUCAAUCUGGAUGUGCGUUAGUGGGUGGAGAAACUGCCGAGAUGCCAGGUCUCUAUGCUUUGGGUGAUUAUGACGGUGCAGGUUUCACAGUCGGCGCAGUUGAACGGGAAAAGAUUUUACCUCGUAUGGAUUUAAUGAAGGAAGGAGAUGUUGUUCUUGGUUUAGCUUCCUCUGGUGUUCAUUCCAAUGGAUUUUCUUUGGUCCGUAAAAUUGUGUCAUCUCAGCCUGGAUUAAAUUACCAAUCACCUUGUCCUUGGAACUCUGAAAAGACACUUGGAGAAGGACUUUUGGUUCCUACACGUAUCUAUGUCAAACAAUUAUUACCUGUUGUGCAAAAGGAUUUGAUCAAGGGUAUGGCACAUAUCACUGGCGGUGGAUUCUUGGAGAAUAUUCCUCGUGUGAUGCCUGAACAUUUGGCAGUGAUUGUGGAUGCUAAAUCAUAUGAGUUACCUCCUAUUUUCAAAUGGCUCAAGGAGGCCGGUGGAUUAUCCGCUCAUGAAAUGUCACGUACAUUCAAUUGUGGUAUUGGUAUGAUUAUUGUUGCUGAUCGUGAGAAUGUCGCCGAGAUUACUAGAUUAUUGGAAGCCGCGAAUGAGACUGUAUAUGAACUUGGAUCUGUUACUACUAAAGAAGCCUUGGGAGGAAAAGAAGUAGAAGUGCGUAACACUGAAUGUUGGUAGACAAAUUAUUACAAAAAAAAAAAGACUUUAAGGGGGUUGUUGUACAUAAAAAAGCUUUUCAUUAUAUUAAAAUAAAAAAUUAAAAAAAAAAAAAAAUAUACACAUAAUAUUUACAUUUAGAAAAAAGUUAUUUCUUGGUUUUUUUGAUACUAUUAUUGGAUUU
This is a messenger RNA of Mucor mucedo, 2560 nucleotides long. Its product is annotated as phosphoribosylglycinamide synthetase. The transcript is spliced from 7 exons. Gene Ontology annotation, cellular component: cytosol. Gene Ontology annotation, molecular function: ATP binding; metal ion binding; phosphoribosylamine-glycine ligase activity. The record is from RefSeq and is a predicted model, not a curated record. Gene Ontology annotation, biological process: adenine biosynthetic process; 'de novo' IMP biosynthetic process. Lineage: Eukaryota; Fungi; Mucoromycota; Mucoromycetes; Mucorales; Mucoraceae. Bases 37 to 2397 code for a protein of 786 amino acids.